AGUUUAAGAGAAGGGAGUCUGCUUUGCAAAUGCAAUCAGGUUUGAAUUUGUUUAACAAUGUGUUGAAAACUGUGUGCCUGCAUGCAACCUGACCACAUCUGCUCUUGUGUUUGUAGGCUUCAGCCGCUCCAUAUAUAUUCCUUGUGCCUUUUAAUUGGUUUCUACUCUGUCACUCCUUGGGGGACAUUUUGGGAGAUCUCGAAACUCGAGGUUGAUAACUGUAGAAGAACGUGGUGGGCCAACCUACUGCUGAUCAACAACUUUAUCGCUGGGCAAGAGUCAUGUAACGGAUGGACGUGGUACCUUGCAAAUGAUUUCCAGUUUUACUUCACAACUCCUCUGCUGGUCUAUAUUUCCAUGAGGAGCAAGCAAGGAAUUAUAAUUCUGGGGACUUUGCUGUUCCUGACAACUUUUACAGUGACAGCCCUGCUGUCAUCGUUCUACAGGCUUCCUGUUGCAAAUCCUCGUGAUAUGAGGAAAACGGCCACCGUGAUGUAUUUCGCAGAGUAUUACUCAAAACCUUACUGCCGAUACGGUCCAUUUCUAGUUGGCAUUCUUCUUGGGUUGUACAUGAACCAGCAGCAAACCCCAGUCCUAAGAAGCAAGGUGCAGGCUUCCAUUGGAUGGCUUUCUGCAACAUUUUCCAUGUUUAUGGUAGUUGCUUUGGCCUAUGCGUUACAAGACCCCCUACACUACUCACCUGCCACAGCCAUUUACCAAGCUACUCACCGGACAGUGUGGGCUAUCGCUGUGGGAUGGAUAAUUUUUGCGUGCGAGGAAGGCUAUGGAGGUUUCAUCAAUUGGAUGCUUUCAUGGGGCUUCUGGUCGCUGGUUGCCAAAAUCAGCUAUGCCUGCUACUUGGUCCACCCAAUGUUGAUUUUGUUGUAUAAUGGACUUCAAGAAACGCCCAUGCACUACUCGGACAUGAAUAUGUUCUAUCUGUUCCUUGGACACUGCCUGAUGACAUUCAUGGUUGGGCUGGCAUUGACGGUGAUGGUUGAGAUGCCUCUGCAAGCGUUAAGGCGGGCUGUGCAACGACAAGUGGUUCAGCUGUGAAGGAGGAAGCAGGAAAGGUGUGAUGUCUUUAACCCCCCCCCACCAUACCCAUUCCCUUUGAAGGAGAGGCUCUUCUGCUGUGCUCCAGAAGAACUGUAUAGUGAUGAAGAUCUGAACUUUUGCACGAUGAAGAUCUGAACCAGGCUCUUCAGCAGUGAUGUGGCUAGGGAAUUUCAGAAAAUCUGGAAUAAAUGGUCUUGCCAGGCCUCCCCUUUAAUGACCAAUUGUGAAGCACACAGCUAACACCCCUCUUCUCUUCAUUGUUGUUGUUCCAUGUUUUGCAACUACUUCUACAUUCCUGCUAUGUUACAGUGAACAAAUGGUUUACCAACCCUAGUUAAAAGAAAAGAAAUACUCUGAGCCCAUGCAGUUCCGCAUUUUAAAUUCACUGAAAUCAGUUGUUCCUAAACAUUUUCGGGCCUCCGCCCCCUUGGCUCCAUAAACUCACCCCCAGUGCCCCCUGACCUAUAAAAUGCAUUACAGUGGUACCU
Podarcis muralis (Common wall lizard) is the source of this 1547-nucleotide messenger RNA. Its product is annotated as O-acyltransferase like protein-like. Gene Ontology annotation, molecular function: acyltransferase activity, transferring groups other than amino-acyl groups. The record is from RefSeq and is a predicted model, not a curated record. NCBI's taxonomy places the organism in Eukaryota, Metazoa, Chordata, Lepidosauria, Squamata, Lacertidae.